Messenger RNA from Adineta steineri, 624 nucleotides. The record is from the annotation of a GenBank genome assembly. Lineage: Eukaryota; Metazoa; Rotifera; Eurotatoria; Adinetida; Adinetidae.
AUGAAUGUUAGUUUUCCAUGUGAUGGUUUAUUUGUCGAUAUCAAUGAUACUCUUUACUGUUCAAUGGCUGAGCAUAAUCAAGUAGUGAAAAGAUCAUUAAAUGAUGCAGUGAUGGCUUCAGAUUGUGUUGCUGCUGGAACAGGUAUUUACGGUGAUGACUCGAAUCAACUCGCUAAUCCAUACGGAAUCUUUGUCGAUAUGAAUUUUGAUUUAUAUGUAGCAGAUUGUGGAAAUGACCGAGUUCAGUUGUUCCAGUCGGGAGAAUCAAAUGGCAUCACAGUAGCUGGAAGUACAUCACUAAAUCCAACAAUUAUGCUGAGUAAUCCAAGUGGAAUUUUAUUAGAUGCUGAGAAAUAUUUAUUCAUUGUGGAUUAUGGCAAUAGUCGCAUUGUUGGUUCAGAUGUGAAUGGCUUUCGAUGUUUAGUUGGAUGUUACGGAAUGGGUUCACAAUCCAAUCAAUUGGCUAAUCCAUUUAGUUUGAGUUUUGAUCGUUCUGGAAACAUGUUUGUUACUGAUCAAGACAAUGAUCGAAUUCAAAAAUUUCAAUAUUUCGAAGAAUCAUGUGAAUAUGAAAAUGAAAGUGAAACUCCUCAAGAAUUUCGAGCUGAAUUAUUAAAUAGUUAA